Messenger RNA from Microplitis mediator, 1180 nucleotides. RefSeq lists its product as uncharacterized. The record is from RefSeq and is a predicted model, not a curated record. NCBI's taxonomy places the organism in Eukaryota, Metazoa, Arthropoda, Insecta, Hymenoptera, Braconidae. The coding region runs from base 391 to 906 and encodes 171 amino acids. The transcript has 7 exons.
CACUCUUGCCCUUUCUCUUGUAAACUUAACUUUCGACUGAAAGAAGGGAUGAAGAAAUUUUUCCUUGAUUCACUUUAUAUAUAAUUUGAUGUCUUCAGAACUCAACAGUUUUCUACUGCAAAGAAUUCAAGACAGGCAAGUUCAUUCCUAUCUAGACAUUCAAAACAUCCUGAGGUAUUUUUGUUACUUAUUUCCAAAAGACUUUGGAAUAAUUGAACUUUUGUCUUCAAAACGGUUUCAAUCCUCACAUUUUUUGUGUUGAGUUUUUGUGAUAAAAUAGCAAUUCUCGAUUUAUUUUUCAAUAAAUCAUAUAAUUUUUUAAUAAUCCGAAAAAAAUUUGUACGAGUUUUCGACCAGUUUAUUUUUAUUGCUGAGCUGCGAAAUCGAAAAAUGACUACCCAUCAUCAAGGUUUAUGGAAGAUGGACAUUGAUGAACAGGGCCAAUUUUCAAAUUUUAUACCACAAGUCAAACAUGAUUUAUAUUCUGGAGGAUGGCAUCGUUCACUGAAUGUGUCAUCGCAGGAAUCUUCGAAUUUAUCAACGAGAAAUUUUUAUCAACGCAAAAAACAGGAUUACAGAGGAGAUUUAUAUAGAACAAAGUACGCGGAUCAAGUGAAACCGAUGAAAGAUCCAGGAUAUUAUUCUUCAAGUUCUUCAACUGGAUCGAUUACGCCGCCAAGUUCACCAUUAGAAGAAACUUUCAUGGAAUUAAAACUACAAAGUUCACCACGUGAAGAGAUUUGCAUUGGACUAAAGCCAUCGGAACGUAUAAGUCGCUAUCGGGAAAUAUUACCUGUACAAAAUCAACAAGGAUAUAUAGCACGUUCUAAAUGGGAAUUGAUGGCCACCCCAAAACAACCACUUCGUCGACCUAUGAGUCCGCCUUCUUACUUCAUUAGCAAAUAAUAAAUUGGAUAAAAUGACAACGCAGAAAUUUUGGUUUUCUCUAGGAUAACACAAUUGGAAUUCGUUAUCACCGGUAACGGAUUUACAGUUCAUACAUUUGCGUUUUGAUAUCAAUGAAACUCUCGCUUUGUUCUCCGAUGUAGAGCAUCGGAUGAUUUGAACUAAAGUAAGAGCAUUUUUAUUUAUAUGUAUUAAAAAAAAAGAGUCGUUCAGAUUUUAAAAUGCGUUAUUCGCAAUCUAUGUAUUGCGAUUUAAAAUAAUUAUCACAUCGUUA